AUGAGCGACCUGCUAGACGAUGAGAUCGCCCAGGUCAGGGCCGAAAUUCAAGCCCUCACACAACAGCGCAAACUCCUCACCUCGUCCCUUCUUUCCUCGACACAAGUUCAAUCCCGCCUCUCCAACACCUCUCCACCCACCACUACGUACCCUCAACAAAAUGACGACACCCCGCUGAACAUCGACCACGUCCAAGAGCACAAUCAGACCAACAUUCACCGACUUGCCCUCGGCGUGACAGCUUUUCCCUUCAUCGACCCCUCGCCCGAACUCCAGGCCAAGAACCCCCUUCUCGGCAUCCGCAUCGACGUCUGCAACCGCCACGGCAAAUUCGAUUCUCCGUACUAUAUAUUCUGUGUUCGAUCGACCGACAGGGGACAAGAUCUACGUAUUCAUCGGCAUACGAUUCCCGCGCUGGUGCCGUUGGAGCAGUACGAGCGCGAGUAUUUGCCCUUGAGUUCCCCGACGCGGGAGGAGGAUGAAGGGUAUGUCGGAUCGGAUGGGGUCGAGAAUACUACAGGAGGAGCGCGAAAGCAAGACCUCCAUAUCCUUGUGUCACGAGUCAGGUAUGACCUCGUGAGCUGGCGCUUGAGGAAGGAUGCAGCGGAAUGGCUGAGGGAAGAGCUGGGUCUCUCUAGGCGGAGCAGGAAUGAAGGGAGAUCCAACGGCCGGGAUCCCGCCGAUUCAACCGGUGGAGAGCGUGCAAAGAGGCGCGAUCGAGCCAGCUCCAACAGUGAACACGGGGACGACGACGAUUCUGACCCAGACACCGAAAUGACAGACAGCGACUCGGAUCCAGACGAACUCACCGGCAAGUUCAACGUCGACUCGCUGACCACUCUUGAGGUCGACGCCCGCCAACUCCGCAUUAUCUGGUCGGACGACCGCGUCGGGCGCCUGAAGGUCUCCGAUGACGGCAAGAUCGAGAAGGCGGUGGUCAUCGGCGAAGACGGAACCCGAGUCAGGCAUGUCGAGAGGAUACUGAUGGGUGAUGAAAAAGAGGGCUGUAGCGUCAAGCAAUUGCUGAAGAGAUUGGAAACAGUGUAUACGAAGAGCAAGGAGAGGAAAGUCCAGGAGACCGCCGCCACGCGUACAAAUGCGCCUAUGGCAGUCGGGGGAAAGAGGAAACGGGAGUCAUGA
This is a messenger RNA of Cladophialophora carrionii CBS 160.54, 1140 nucleotides long. RefSeq lists its product as uncharacterized. The coding region runs from base 1 to 1140 and encodes 379 amino acids. NCBI's taxonomy places the organism in Eukaryota, Fungi, Ascomycota, Eurotiomycetes, Chaetothyriales, Herpotrichiellaceae. Gene Ontology annotation, cellular component: kinetochore; Mis6-Sim4 complex. The record is from RefSeq and is a predicted model, not a curated record. The transcript has a single exon.